Molecule: messenger RNA, 5398 nt
Organism: Owenia fusiformis
Lineage: Eukaryota; Metazoa; Annelida; Polychaeta; Sabellida; Oweniidae
Source: the annotation of a GenBank genome assembly
GAAAAUUGCCUUUUCGUGCUAUUUUGGCCAGGCUAAAAGAAAUAUUUAUACAUUUGGCCUUUUAAUAAAUUCUUCGCAUGCGAUUCUUAAAUCCAUAAAGCAUAAAUACUCAUAAGAUGGUAAAAAUGCCUGGAAAAGUCGAUCAAGUGACUACAGAGCUUGCAGAUAUCAAAACACGGUUGUCUGAACUUGAAGAGGAAUACCAAGAUGGUGAUGUCACAGAGAAAGGUUAUUGGAAGCGCAAAUGUGGCCUCAUAACCGAUGUUCUAUCCAAUGAAGAUCAAGCUGAUAUGAAAGCUAUAAAGGACAGUUUUGUAGAAGGAGAUAUUACAGAGAAAGGGUAUUAUGCAAAGCUUGGCAAGCUUAUUCAAAAGGUUUUGGCAUAUGUACCAGCUGAGAAGGUGAUUAAAGAGGAAGAAGACAAGAAUGGUGAUGAAGCUAAUGGUGUUGAAAAAAAUGGUGGUCUAGUUGGUGAACCAAAUGAAAAUGGAACCAUUAAGGAUGUUGAGGUCAAAGAAGAGGUCAAGGCUAAUGGUGAGGAUAACAAUGAUGGGGAAGAAAGAGAGCAACAGGAAGAUGUUAAAGAAGAGAUGGAAACUGAUGAAGGGGAAAGUCCCAAGUCCAAAAAGAACAAAAGAGUAAAGAAAACAGAGGAAGAGAAAGAAGAAACUCCUGCCAAGAAAGGCAAAGGUGGGCGCAAGUCGAUCAAGUCACCUAGCAACCAGCCAAGCAUCAUGUCCAUGUUUAGUAAAGCACCAGCUAAGAGGAAAGUUGAAGAUAAAUCUGAAUCUGAAAAGUCUCAAGAUGAAGAUUCAGAAAAACAAGAAGAGAAGCGAAUCAAAACGUCAGAUGAGAGUGAGAAUGAAACUCAAAGAGAGUUAAGGGAACGCCCAGAGAAGGCUGAACAGGAUGUUGUGAAGCCAAAAAUCGUAAAGAAUGCUGACCCACCAAUGAGAUGCAACCAGUGCAGACAGAUGUUGGACGACCCUGAUCUCAAACUGUUUCCAGGCGAUCCUGCAGAUGCUGUGGAGGAGUUUAUAAUGCUAACCGAUCCUAAGUUAUCCAUAUUCACUGGGGAGGAAGAUAACAUGGAUACAUAUGAUGAAAGACCACAGCACAAACUCACUGAUUUCAGUAUUUAUGACAAGAAUACACAUCUGUGUCCGUUUGACACUGGGCUUAUAGAGAAAAACAAAGAACUGUUCUUCAGUGGUGUUGUAAAACCAAUAUAUGAUGAGAACUCAGGACCAGAUGGUGGCGUCCUCACUAAGCAGAUGGGGCCAAUCAAUGAGUGGUGGACAGCUGGGUUUGAUGGUGGAGAGAAUGCUCUGAUUGGUUUCUCAACAGCAUUUGCCGACUAUAUUUUAAUGAAAGCCAGUGAAGUGUAUGCUCCUUUCAUGCAGGUUAUGUCAGAGAAGAUCUUCCUCAGCAAGAUGGUCAUUGAGUUCCUGAAUGAUGAUCCGAUUGCAACCUAUGAGGACUUACUCAACAAAGUACAGACAUCUGUUCCACCAGAGGGCUGCCAAAGUUUAACCGAAGACUCACUUUUACGUCACUCCCAGUUCAUCGUAGAUCAGGUUGAGAGUUAUGACGACAAUGCUGACCAAGAUGAGAGUUUGUUGAUCACUACACCUUGUAUGAGAGGCCUAAUCAAACUGGCUGGGGUCACACUAGGAAAGAGACGCCAGUUAAGAAAACAAGUGACAAAAGGACGGGAAAAGAAGCCUACAAUGAGUCAAAGCAAGGCAGUCACGACAACACUUGUCAGCAGAAUCUUUGAGAGUAUAUUUAAGGAACAGAUUGUUGAUUCUGAUAAAACACAGGGACCCCGGAGACGUCGCUGCGGUGUAUGUGAGGUCUGUCAACAGGGAGAUUGUGGCAAAUGUAAAGCUUGCAAAGACAUGACUAAGUUUGGUGGAUCUGGGAAGUCAAAGCAGUGUUGUAUAAACAGAAGAUGCCCAAAUAUGGCAGUUAAAGAGGCGGAUGAGGAUGAACCAGAAGAAGAAAUUGAAGAUGAUGUUAUAUCAGUCAAGAGUGAAAAAAGUGAACCUUUGACUCCAACAAAGAAACAACAUAAGGGAAAAACACAAAAGAAUAAAAUCAGUUGGGAUGGAGAACCAACAACUGUUGAUGGUGCCAGGAAAUAUUACUCUGCAGUUACUAUUAAUGGGGAAUUAAUAAAACAAGGGGAUUGCGUCUCUGUGAAACCUGUCGAUCCAGCCACGCCUCUCUAUAUCGCCAAGAUCUCCUACAUGUUUGAGGAGCGUGGGGCGAAGGAGUUCCACGCACAGUUCUAUACACGAGGAACUGAGACUAUUUUAGGGGAGACAUCAGACCCAUUGGAAGUGUUUGUGGCAGAUGACUGUGAAGACUAUGACCUUUCAUGUGUAGUCUCAAAGGUCAAGGUUAUAGAGAAAGUAGUUCCGGAUGAUUGGUUUAUGCGAGGUGGGAAUGAGGACAUAGAAAAUGAUCAUGUUGUCAAAGAGGAUGAUGGGAAGACAUAUUUCUAUCAGAAAUGGUAUGAUCCCGAGAUGGCUCGAUUUGAAGAUGUUCCUAAGGUUCCAGAGCCCACAGAGAAUGUUCAUAAAUUCUGCACUGCUUGUGUACGCAUAGAGAUGACACGGAAGCUGGAGACACCUGCCCUCGGGGAAAAAAUUGAAGGAGAUUCAGAAUCGAACAAAGUAUUUUAUACCCACGUGAAGCGAGAUGGCCAGAUGUAUAAGGUUGGGGACAGUGUAUAUCUACCUCCGGAGAGCUUCAAUUUUAACGUGAAGCCUGCUCCACCACCCAAGACAAAAACCUCCAGCAAAAAGGAUUUGGAUGAUGUUACCUAUCCAGAGCUGUACCGAAAGGGUGAUUAUGUCAAAGGUUCAAACAUGAGUUGUUACGAGCCAUUCAGGAUCGCCAGAAUUAAAGCCAUCUUUUGUAAAAAGACUGGGAAGUUGACCAAUGAACAUGAUAUAAGGUUAACAGUCACCAAGUUCUACAGACCUGAGAAUACUCACAAAGGUGUCUCAGCCAGUUAUCAGUCAGACCUAAACAAGCUUUACUGGAGUGAUGAAGAGGCAAAAGUUAGCUUUAAUGAUGUAGCAGGAAAGUGUAUUGUUGUGUGUAGUGAGGAUCUGAAUAAGACAAUAGAGGAGUACACAAGAGGGGGUCAGGAUAGGUUCUACUUCACUGAGGCCUACAACAGUGAUACAAAGGAAUUUGAAGAGCCACCCAGUAGUGCAAGGCAGAAAAAGGGAGGAAAGGGUAAAGGUAAAGGCAAGGGCAAAGGCAAGAAGUCCAACAAGGAAGAGAGUGAUACAAUUGAAGAAGUCUACGAAGGAGAACAUGAGAGGAAGGAUAUCAAACGUCUUAGAACUCUUGAUGUGUUUGCAGGAGUGGGAGGAUUAUCUGAGGGCUUCCACCAGGCAGGUGUUGCAGAAUCACGUUGGGCUAUUGAAGUGUUUGAACCAGCAGCUCAGGCCUUUAGACUGAAUAACCCUGGAUGUACUGUCUUUACAGAUGACUGUAAUGCCCUAUUGGGAAAGGCUAUGCAGGGGGAGAAGACUAAUGAUCGUGGCCAGAAGCUACCUCAGAAAGGAGAUGUAGAACUUCUAUGUGGUGGUCCACCAUGCCAGGGCUUCAGUGGCAUGAACAGGUUCAACUCAAGGGAAUAUUCAAUGUUUAAGAACUCUCUAAUUGCAUCAUAUCUAAGUUUCUGCGACUUCUACCGACCGAAGUAUUUCCUUUUGGAGAAUGUCCGUAACUUUGUCUCAUUCAAACGUAACAUGGUGCUGAAACUGGCCAUGAGAUGUUUGGUCUCCAUGGGAUACCAGUGUACAUUUGGAGUCCUUCAGGCAGGAAAUUAUGGGAUAGCACAGACCCGUAGAAGGGCUAUCAUAUUGGCGGCUGCCCCUGGUGAAAAACUUCCUUAUUACCCAGAACCUCUGCAUACUUUCUCACCCCGAGCCAUGCAACUGAGCGUUAUGAUCGGGGAUAAGAAGUAUCAAGCCAUCAAUCGCAUGACAUCUGCUCCAUACAGGACGACAACGGUUCGGGAUACAAUGUCAGAUCUUCCAGAGAUUCGGAAUGGCGCUAAUAAAUUGGAGAUAUCGUACGGAGGUGAUCCACAGUCUCAUUUCCAAAGAGAGAUUCGAGGCACUCAAUAUCAACCAAUUCUGCGUGACCAUGUAUGCAAAGAUAUGAACCCACUAGUUCACGCAAGAAUGCAGCACAUUCCCAUUGCUCCUGGAUCUGACUGGAGAGAUCUUCCAAACAUAGAAAUACGACUCUCUGAUGGUACCAAGAGUAAAAAAUUGCGCUACACACACAAAGAUAAGAAGAAUGGUAGGUCCCCAAGCGGUGCCUUAAGAGGAGUGUGUUCCUGUGCUGAGGGCAGAGCCUGUGAAGCUGAAUUCCGUCAGUUCAAUACGAUUGUCCCAUGGUGCCUCCCCCAUACAGGAAAUCGCCAUAAUCACUGGGCAGGACUUUAUGGCAGAAUUGAUUGGGACGGUUUCUUCAGUACAACUGUCACCAAUCCUGAGCCAAUGGGGAAACAGGGUCGUGUUUUGCAUCCAGAGCAACAUCGUGUGGUGAGUGUCCGGGAAUGUGCAAGAUCCCAGGGCUUCCCUGAUACUUACAGAUUUUAUGGAAACACUCUUGAGAAACAUAGACAGGUGGGCAAUGCAGUUCCUCCUCCUUUAUCAAAGGCUAUUGGACUUGAGAUUAAGAAAUCCCUUCUACUGAAGCAAAGUGAAGAACCACUAGUAUCAAAUUCUGAACUUUCCUCUGAAAAGGAACAAAAGUUGCCAAAAGAAGAAGCCAUUAAAUUGGAAAUUGUCGAAUCACCAACAAAACCAGGUUCUUCUGGCUUGUCAUGAACACUUGAGACUUGUCAUGAAUACUCGAGGCUUGUCAUGAAUACUCCAGGCUUGUCAUGAAUACUCCAGGCUUUUCAUGAGCACUUGAGUCUCGUCACGACACAGGAAAUUACUUGCAGUUAGAACAUAUCCCCUGAUAGAGACAUGAUAUAUUGAAAUAGUUUGUUGGGGAAAUGUGACAUUAAUAUUGCUUGUGAAUGAGAUACAAAAUGAAUUCUUGAUAAGAAAUGUACUUUUCAAAGAAACAAAUUGAAGAAAAUUCAUUCAAAAAUAAAAAAAGUGUUGUUCUAGAAGUUGAUUAAAGCUCUUUUUCUAUAAAAGCAGUGUCACAUAUAUAUUGCCAUAAACCAUAUUUAUAUUUGUUUUGUCAUGUAUCUUGUUUAUAAAAUAUUUGAGAAUAAAAUGCUAUGUUAUAUACAAUGUAUCAAUGAUAUUUACAGUGACUCCUGUUAAAAGACAACCAUUCUUAUUGUCAAUGUAAAAUACCACAAUUAAUGUAAAUAUUGCUAGAAUUUAGUAUUACCUACAAAAUU